Protomyces lactucae-debilis is the source of this 1440-nucleotide messenger RNA. RefSeq names its product Svf1 family protein Svf2. Lineage: Eukaryota; Fungi; Ascomycota; Taphrinomycetes; Taphrinales; Protomycetaceae. The transcript is spliced from 2 exons. Gene Ontology annotation, biological process: response to oxidative stress. The record is from RefSeq and is a predicted model, not a curated record. Gene Ontology annotation, cellular component: cytoplasm. The coding region runs from base 65 to 1159 and encodes 364 amino acids.
CGACAUUGUCUCGACAAGCUCUGAACACAACAGUCCACACAUAGAACAGAGCUUUACCAUUCGUAUGCGCUUCUGGAAGACUGAUACAGCUGCUCAGGAUGGCACAGACGCUGCAUCAGCCUCCACUUCAGGUGCUUAUAGCACACCCGUGCCGCCGACCGAGCUCAAGUGGGAGUUAUCCACGCAAGGCUUGACGACACAAUACAAAAGCUUCUACUUCACAUUUGAGGAUGGCUCUGCUGGCUAUUUCCAGUUCGCGUACGGAAAUCUAGGAAUCCUCGUCAAAGUGGCUCCUAUGGGUUGGACGUUGUAUACCCCAGGCACUGAUGCAAUUGUCGGUUCUCAGACGCUGCACGCUUCGAGCAUGCACAUCUCACGGGACCAGUACUCAGUGACCAUCGGUAGCCACUCACUGAGCAUGCGAGAAGAUUGCAGUGGGUGGACAGCGUGUAUCAAGGACCCAGCAGUGACAUACAAUCUUGAAUUUGACAUUGAGAGCGAGUGCUUUGCAGGCUACAACCUGGGCGCCAGCUCGUCAAAGAGGCAUCUCCGGCAUCGAAUCGUCCCUGUCGUGAAAGUGAGGGGGACAGUAGAAGCACAUGGCAAGCUUGUUGAAGUCAAUGGUCAAGGAACCUACAUUGAAGCAUUCUUCACGCACGUCAAGUUCACAGAUCUUUGUAAUUCAUUUGCCAACUUUCAGCUCAGGUCACCAGAUUCUAGCAAAGUUCUGACUAUGCUCCAUUACAUCCCGAGAGGCCUCGACGAGAGUCAUCAAAUCUCGCAGGGGUCCUACACUGAGAAUGGGAAGGUGGUUGCCAUCGCGCAAGACAACAAGUUGGCUCACGCAGACUUGGUCAAACAUGCGCCGUCAGGUUACAUGAUACCAACAUCGAGUACUUUGAGCUGGCGAGGAAGCACUCUUGAAGGGAAAAGCUUUGAUGCACAAGUCCAGCUGCCCCUGGGCGAGCCUUCGAGCGUGACGGACGUGCUCUCCAUCUUCCCUUCAUUCUUCAAGGACAUCGUCAAAAUCUGGGCCGGUCUACCCUUUGUCUUUUGCUGGAGAGUGCCAGAUACCAGAGCGUCGAUCCACAUCGACGGAGUUGCUCACAAUUUUGAGGGUUUGAGCAACACAGAGCUUACCCAUGUUCAUCUCAACUAGCAUCCGACUUUUGGUCGAUCUGCUGAGCCUCCCUGUCGCCCGUCUUUGUCUCUGGGAACUGCCGUUGAAGCUCGUCGAGAAGGCAGCUAGCAAAGUCUUCGUAGCCCUGCAGCUUUCCAUUCAGAUACUGAUUAUCGCGCACGACCGCUUCUGAGAAUUGCCUUGUGUAGACUGUGGGAUUUCGGCCUGCCUCGAUAUAUUCCAGCACGUCUUGUGGGAUGUCAAUGUCAACGGCCUUCUGCAAGUCAUCGAGUUCAGCGUACUUGCUGACGAGAUCAUUA